Molecule: messenger RNA, 837 nt
Organism: Trichomonas vaginalis G3
Lineage: Eukaryota; Parabasalia; Trichomonadida; Trichomonadidae
Product: Spt20 family
Exons: 1
Coding region: 1-837 (278 amino acids)
Source: RefSeq, a predicted model, not a curated record
AUGAGUUCUUGGCAGAGGGUUGGAUUUAUGAAUGGAAAUGCCAGCCAUAAAACUAACGAAUCUAAAGCUGAGCAGAUGAUGUCUACUGACAUUUACGAAAAAGUUUUUAAAUCAUCAUUCGAAAUUGUUAGACAAAAUCUAGACAACGGAAGCUAUAAAAAUCUAGAUGUUCAGCCAUAUAUUGACAGAUUAACAUUUUUCUUGGAGUCAUUGCCAGACAACGAUUUUAAAUCCUUCAAUAUUCUCACACCAAACUUCGAUACAUAUCAAGAAAGAGCAUCAAUUAUAAUUAAAUUUUGGCCGGAAUACUUUUCUAUUGAAGAUAAAACAGAUAAACGCAUAGAAUUCGAAUAUAAACAACACAUUUGUCCAAUUUUACAAGAUUUGGAGAAGUGUAAAAUAGGUAAGAUGUUUUAUACUUUACUUUCGAAUUUCAAAUUAGAAUUUAUUAACGGAAAAAUCAUUACUUCUAUUAUUGACUUCAGAAAUACACCAGAGCAGUAUUUUUUUGCAGAACUAAGCAUAUCUUCAGACUUUAUUAGAUCUGAUUUCAAAAAUACCGAUUAUCUCACAAGUGAAAAAAUUUUUAUCGAUUUAACUAAUAAAAAUAUAUGUACUGAUCCAUCUCCUGAUGUUUCUAGAUAUAAUAGUAUUCUAGACUGGAGAGAAAAGAUGUGGAUUCCUCUUAGAUUUGAAGAUUACAGAUUUCAUCCUCCUGAAAAACCUUUCAAACUUGCUGGAACUAAUGUUCGCAUUUUGAAUAUUAAAUCCGAAGCGUUUCCGCUUAAAAAUGAUAAUAUUACUAUUAAUAUUAACACGAAUAUUUCUUUUUUGUAA